Hevea brasiliensis (rubber tree) is the source of this 2367-nucleotide messenger RNA. RefSeq lists its product as uncharacterized. The record is from RefSeq and is a predicted model, not a curated record. Gene Ontology annotation, molecular function: 5'-nucleotidase activity. Lineage: Eukaryota; Viridiplantae; Streptophyta; Magnoliopsida; Malpighiales; Euphorbiaceae. Gene Ontology annotation, biological process: deoxyribonucleotide catabolic process. The coding region runs from base 789 to 1874 and encodes 361 amino acids. The transcript has 6 exons.
AGAAAAAUUCAAAAAAAAACUUUGCAAUGAUUAUAAUAAUUUGGAUUUCCAUUAAAAAAAGAACCUCAAGAAAUUCUGAUGCUUUCUUCUCCAGUUUGUGUGGCAAUGAGAAAAUUAUAUAGAAUAGAAUAGACAGGCUAAAAAAGAAAGAGAAAAAGGAGCAAAUUUUUCAAUUUUUGUAAUGCCUAUGGUUACUGUGGAAGAGAGAGAAAACAGGAAACAGAGGCAGAAUGCUCGCCUUAACCAUUAAUUACUUUGAUUAAUACAGCUUAAUCUUCUUCUAUAAUUGGGUUUACAAACCAAACCCUUGCGGCGAGGUCACUCAGUAACGGAAAGGAACUGAUUCCCCCACCGCAACUCACCCACCCUUUUGCUUCUCCUGAUCAUUUUUUUUUUUAUUUUUUAGAAUUUGAUGAAUUAUUUUCACAUAUUCUCGAUUCCCAUCCAAAAUUAUUAUUAGGGUUUUCAAUUUUAAUUCUUUUAAAACAUUUAGGACUAUUGAUUCUUGUUUGCGUAUCCAAAGAGUGGUGGCUGGUGAGGGAUAUUCCAGAUUUCUACGUUAAUUUCCGUGUUGUUUUGACCUUUUUCAUCUUUUUAAUAUAUAUAUAUUCGUUUUUUUUAUUCUUUAUCGGUGUCUGAUUUCUUGUAAUUUUCUGGGGGAUUAUUAGGUUUUUUCGUGGCGGCUUCUUGAUCUUUUCCCUGUAAUUUGGAGAUUAGAUUAUUAGAUAGCAUUUUUAGUUAGUGGAUUUUGUGUGUUAAUGGUGGUAUGUGAGUGCUAUUAAUUAGUUAUGUUAAAGAAGCAAAGCACCUUCCGUUUGUUCUUUAACCAUUUAUCUACCCUAAAUCAUCACCGUCACUGCCAUCAUUAUAGAGCUCUGAUCAUGGCUUAUGUAACCCCUAACGAUUCUUUCUUCAAGGGAUUUCACAAUCUAACUCAGCCGGCUACGUCUUCCUCGUCAAUUGUUCCUUAUUCUAAGAUCAAUACUGUUUCCAUUGACAAUACUACUAGUGCUAUUUCUGGUUUUAGGAUAAACAGGGGCGGCGGUGUUGGAUUGACGCUGAGAGGCUGCUUUGACUCUCACGAAACCGGGAAUGAAAGGAGGCCUCGUGCAUUUGCCGCUCCCCACCAUCAACUAGUGCGUGAUCUCGAGACUCGACUGGAAGAUAGCAGCAGCAGCAGCAAUAGUGCUCGAUACAUAAAUGGUCACGGGACUUGUCAAGGUGGAAAGCUUUUUCGCUUCCCUGACUACCCUCUUACUGGAAAAAUUGCCGUGGCAGUUGAUGUUGAUGAGGUUCUUGGGAACUUUGUAUCGGCUUUGAACAGAUUUAUUGCUGAUCGGUACUCUUCCAAUCAUUCAGUAUCAGAGUACUAUGUUUACGAGUUCUCCAAGAUAUGGAACUGUUCCCGUGAUGAAGCCAAUGCUCGUGUCCAUGAGUUCUUUAAGACACCAUAUUUCAAAUCUGGGAUCUACCCAAUCCCUGGUGCUCAGCAGGCGCUUCAUAAGUUGUCAAGACUUUGUAAACUGUCUGUUGUAACGUCUCGGCAGAAUAUUAUCAAGGAUCACACAAUUGAGUGGAUAGAGAAGCACUAUCCAGGAGUAUUUCAAGAGAUACACUUUGGCAACCACUUUGCUCUGGAUGGAGAGUCCAGACCUAAGUCAGAAAUAUGCAGGUCCUUAGGUGCAACAGUGCUGAUUGAUGAUAACCCAAGAUAUGCCAUCGAAUGUGCUCAAGUUGGAAUCAGGGUUCUGCUUUUUGAUUAUGAGAACUCAUAUCCUUGGAGCAAGAGUGAUUCAGUUCAUCAGCAUCCCUUGGUCUCUAUAGUUCAUAACUGGGAACAAGUAGAGGAACGACUAAUUUCGUUGAUUUCUUAGUUUUAAAUGAUUUCAGAACAAUUCGCAAAAGUAUCAUCUAUUCGUUGAUAUGCUAUAAUUGAUUCUUAUGCCUGGAACAUUGAAAUGCAUGCUGCCGACGAAGCUGACCUUAUGGUGUAGACUGUAGAGGCUUUUGGGAAUACAACUGUAAGGAGACCAGCGAAAUAAGCUUCUGGUGAAUGAGCAAUAGCAGCAUCUGAAUUAUAGUAUUAGUAGUGAAGUGACGAUCUUGUAUAUUUUUCUUACUUUUGAGGCAUGUUGAGGAGAUCUAGGACACUAAAUUGCCAAUGGACAGAAUACCAUGUGGCCCUUCCUUUUUUAUUUUAUUUUAUUUUAAUUUAUUUAUUUUUCCUUUGGGAAGUUAUGUCAUGCUCGUAUCCUCCAAAAGCUUUUUGUUCUGGUCAUAGAUUUUAAGGGUAUGGUCAGGAAUUGAUAUUGUUACGUUAUGCCUGGAUUUAUCAAGUUAGAAAUAGAAAGAGUACUAGCUGUGAAA